AUGCAAAAUAGUAAUGCAUGUAUUUAUGUGACUCUACACAAUCAGAUGAGUAGCAGAGAAGAAAGCUUGUGUUUUUUUGUUAUUCACCAAGAGGCUAGUUGGUUGGAAAUAGGGUUCUUCUACGGGCUUAGAAGUCAGAUCGUGUGGAUUGGUCGAAGACAAUACGUGUGUUCUCUAGAUGAAUCCAGAGACCAUUACUCCUAA
Arabidopsis thaliana (thale cress) is the source of this 204-nucleotide messenger RNA. RefSeq lists its product as uncharacterized. Lineage: Eukaryota; Viridiplantae; Streptophyta; Magnoliopsida; Brassicales; Brassicaceae. The transcript has a single exon. The record is from RefSeq and is marked reviewed. Bases 1 to 204 code for a protein of 67 amino acids.